CGGAUGAUGAGAACUCAUCUUCUUCUUAUUUACCUCUAACAGCUUCAACCUAAUCUACCACCAAGACCUAACCUGCGAAAUUUACUUCAGAAGUAAAUGUGUUUGUCAACAGUGAAUACUGUACCCAUCACCAAUCUUUCGCUCAGAAUCCUCCGCUACUUGUGUUCCCGGCGAGUCUUAAAUAACAACAGAAGACCUUCUUUUCCAUUACUAUCCACCCAUUCCCUAUCCGGCCUUCGUCCUGCUCUACCUCCUGGAGGCCAAAACAGCCAUGACCGAAACCUCACUGUUUGAAAAAUGUCCCAGCACUUUGGAAGAGUGGACUGAGGCUGCCGUAAAGGGUGGUUUUCUCGCAGUCUCUCCUAAAGACUACACAGACCACAAACACGGCUCAGAAAUCAACCAGCCGCAGUUCAUCAUCCUACGAACUCUCGUGCAAUGUUCCGGGCCUGACGCCUUCGAUCCAGCUCUCUUCGACCUCGAAAACGAUAUCGAAAAAGCUCGGCGCCUCCUGCAAGACUGGGACAUGUUUAAGCACUAUAUUGACGCCAUCAAAGCCAAUUCUCGUAAGGCAGAUGGUGACUUCUCUGCGGCUCGUUACAACCAGGUUCAAGUUCUGGAGGCUCAUAAGGGACUAGUGCAACCUCGUGAUGAGGAACUUGAAAAGCCACCCGUCAGAUACUCCGCUAUUAUUCUCCUCAUAUGUAUAUGCGGUAUUUCUCCAAACGAGGACAGCAGUCGAUGGUGUACUCCUAGUCGGAUCGAUCUCGUGGCCAAGUUUGGAAGCGGCAAGGGUAGCGGGUUUAUCGCAGGUACUGAUGGCCAGAUGCAAGACAAGUCUCAUUCAUUAUGGAUAAAGGCCCCGAUAAAGAGCACCAGCAAUGAACGCCAUGUUUAUGGACCCGCUAUUUAUAUGCAAGAGGCGGCCCUACUUAUCGCUUGGAUGAAGGAAUACCCCGGAUAUCCCGAUCCGAAGCGGUACGUGGUUUUGUUUUGCCUUAUCAUGCCGCAGGGUAGGGUGGGAUCAAAAUGCUAACAAUGACAGACGCAUUCUUAUCUCCCAAAAUGGAAUCGAAUUCUAUCUGACUUUUGCUUUGUGCGGCGACGACUGGAUGACAUCGUAUGUGGAGGAGGGUAACACGGAGGUCACUGACAGCAGUUUCAUGACCAUGCAUACUGGCUAUUAGCUUCUGAGCUUCCUUGCUGUCUUGUCCUCUUCUUUUCCUUUUCUUAUGUUAUCUAUGCCAUAGCCGAGGCCUUUUAACUUCAAAUGUGUUGAGUUUCAAUGAGCCCUCCCCGCUAUUGGAAGAUAAGCGUACUGACGAAAUGCAACUCAGUGUCC
Molecule: messenger RNA, 1342 nt
Organism: Aspergillus versicolor CBS 583.65
Lineage: Eukaryota; Fungi; Ascomycota; Eurotiomycetes; Eurotiales; Aspergillaceae
Exons: 2
Coding region: 272-1036 (254 amino acids)
Source: RefSeq, a predicted model, not a curated record